Molecule: messenger RNA, 5296 nt
Organism: Heterotrigona itama
Lineage: Eukaryota; Metazoa; Arthropoda; Insecta; Hymenoptera; Apidae
Source: the annotation of a GenBank genome assembly
AUGUCGACGAUCCUGUUGCAGUGCGUUGGAAAUUGCUUCCACAGAAGGAGAAUUCGCACAGGUUCGUGCUAGAGUUUCCCACGUGGAAAAAAACGUCAUUUCAAUCGUCGAACACUCCAGCAAUUUAUCAAUUGCCUUCCCUGCAACGUCAAACGCUCGAGCGUCUUCUUUCUCAUUCCCCUUUCAACAGUCUGAGAAAUAUAACAGAGAAUUGUUUAUUUGUGUUCUUUUUAUAACUCAGAUUACCGAGCUAGCCGUUUAUAAUAUUAUAAACGUUUCAAUUUCUGAACAAUUUCAUAAGAUUAUGGAAAGUGUGGUGAAAGAUAUAAAUAUCGCGACUUAAGUAGUAUAAACUAAAAUCAAAAAGAAAUCCUAAUUUAGUGGAUUAAUAAUUGUAACUUUUCAUGGAUUAUUCUGCAGGAAUAUUCUGUUCCGUGAUUCAAGUGGGGGAAAAAAAUUUUUUUUUUUUUUUUUAAUUAAUUCUAAUGAUAGAAAUUUUCUGCUCUAUUGCAGGUAUGCACUGCCUAGGUGCGGUGACAGGAGGCAUUCCCAGCCCAAAUGGGGCUGGCGGUCGGGGUGGCAUUCUUAGCGUGUUCCGAGCUCUUGGAGUCCUUGUAUGUGAAGGGAGGAUUCAGGGCCCUCCACGUGGUUACAAAGAGGGCCCACAUUGCGCAGCGCCUAUGCAAACGGUGCCUAACGACCACGUGUGCGAAGAAAACAAUUACUUGUGCGAUCGGUAUCUUGUGCUGGUUCGAGAGAUCGCGGACCGUGUUGCAAUUGGUUCGUUCCUGUGCAUCGAGGUAGUGUUGUGCAGCGACUGUCCAUGCGGUUUGACCAAAUCUAUGAGCAAGAAUCCGAUCUGCACCGUGCCGUCCUUAUCAAUCUCACCAUGGCAACAAGCUUCCGAGAUUCUGUUGGAGUACUGGUGUGUCUGCGUCGUUCCCAGCAAGGGUCCAGAGACGAUGAAUUUCUAUGGAUUAUAUCAGGCAGUUCGUUCACGACUUCACUUCAGCCAGGUCGCCGCUUGGUGGUCCCGAAGCAACGGCAAUGAUCCCAGUUACAUCAUGACGAGGGUAGUGCCGUAUAACGAGGAUAAUCUGAGAAAAUUCCGGGAAUCUCCAGUGGAGCACACGUUCCCUUUAGCUGGCCAGGGCGAUGGAAAUUCCAUAAAAGUCACCGUGUGGGCAUUGCCGAGGAUGGAAGAGGUGCCGAUUCUCACCUGUCCGUUGCACCCGAUCAAAGAGAAGGACGAGGAGGGUGUCGCGAGGGCUUUGACACCGACCAAGGCUAUCCCGGUUCCAACCGCCGCACAAAAUCCCGAAGGCCUCGUUUUGCCUGCUUUGGUAGACGAUAGACUGCAAACACCGUGCAACAAACCUGGGAAGCACCACUGUCCCUGCGACGAGGAGGACGUUCCACCGCCAUCGCCGGCGAUCUCGCGGCAAAAUCGCGAGAGAAAACGUCGCCGAUCUCUUCCUUGUGGUCCAACAGACGCCAACAUCUGCGUGACAGUCCAACCGAUGCCGCUGCCCUCGGUACAGGAAAGCGUUACUCAAGAAUCAAACAAAGAUAACCACAGCUCCAGCUACCCAAAAUGUUCCUUCGAGAUUACGAACAAUCGCGGCGUUAAAUGUCUGCAAAAUCAAUACUGCAAAUUAGAGGAGAACAGCAUCAAAAACAGGAAGAAUCUGAACGCGGACAAUCUGGAGCGGUGUUUCAAGACGCAGCUAAACAUCGACAGCCGAGAAGGGAACCUAGAGAAAAGGUACAAACGAACGAUCGACGAUCCUGAAUCAAAAUCGAACUGCAAGGAGAAACAGUGCAAUCUGGAGAAGAAGCAGAAAGACGCGGAGAUCAAAUCCACGGAGAAGAACGGGCUGUUCGAGAAUCUAAUUCAGCCGUUCAAUUCGUCGUUGCCAUGGUCGUUCGUCGAAUCUUGGAACAAUAGCAACGCGAGUGGGAAAUGCGCUUUCCAGAGUUUACGUGGCAAUAGGGAAGCAUACUUCAACGACUCCGAGAGAACCUGUAAACCGCCAGUUAGCAAGGAUUCGAGCCUUGUGAUCAAUCCCUUUAGGCAACCCAGUCCUUUCCACGAGUCAAAUCCAGGCCCCUCGACGAAUAAUCGUUUGAAGCAGGAUUCGAUAAACUCCACCUGUAUGGUGCACCAGAGUUGUGUCAAGUCGUCGAACAAGCUGUCGAAUCCAGAAGCAGUAUUGCCCGGACGGGAAGCUUUGGACGCGGAUUUGAACAGAGGCGCAAACAACAAAGGGAGGUGCAACAAGGAUCUGAGUCAAUUGAUAUCGAAGCUGUCGUUUCCUGAUGACAAGGAGAGAACGAAGGAGGAAGGUGGCUUCUUGGAUUGGUUCAGUAAAGUUCCCGGACGAGUCCUCGGCGUCUCGACGCCGAAUAACAGCUACACGGAGAGCAAGGUGAAAGCCACGAAUCUGAAAGGCCAGGAGCAGCACGGGAACGAGGUGAGAUUCAAGAAUUGUAACUUGGAGCUGAGUCAACAGGAGUUCGACGAAGUUCUAGCUGUUUUAAGAGCCAGGACACCAUCUGAGCGCAAGAGGACGAAUAUCAGGACGAUGAAAAGGCGCGAGAAGUUGGAGAAAGCAGCGGAGGAUAGUUCGGAUAAAUCGGUGGCGAAGUUCGUGAGUUCGGAGAGCAACGAGUGCUCCCCGAGUACCACGAAUAAUAUAGUGAAUCGUGCGAAGCCUUGCGAGGGUUGUAAUCAUAAAUUGUGCAGGAAGAACGAUCAACAGGCGUUGGAGAAGGCCAACUUCGUCGAUAUCUACGGUAACAAGAACAUCUACAACCCGCAGAAACGCGAGAAACUGAAAGGCGUUGGAUCGAACGAGGAUCUACAGUCGACGAAAUGUAACAACUCCGAGAAACGAACGAACGACACGGUGGACUGCUUGCAGAACGUCUCGAACAAGGCGGACAUACUAUUGGGAGCAAUUUUGCGUACCACCAAGGACCGAAGGAGCCAGUCAGAGGUCCCCAGUGAGACCAAGUCGAGGCUCGCGUUACCAAUGACCAGCAACGAGAUGGAAACUAACCAGAACAACGUCACCGGCGAAAAAUGUCACGAGCAGAGACUGUCGUUGGAAGACGAGAAGUCUCUGCCGAUGGCGUUCAACAAGAGGUUCAAUCGGUUUCGACAGUUGUUCAAGAAGGAACAAGAGAAGAAGUUAAUCGAGGACGUUUCGCAAGACGUGGUCCAACAGACGAGUCAACGUUCGUUCUUGUACAACAACGUCCACCCUAAUCUGCACGAUCCAAGGAACCUUCGUGACAGCAAAGUGAAGAGAAGGUUAGACUUUUCGAAUUUCGUUGAAGAGACGGAGAAGCGAGACGCGAGCCCCGACCCUUCAGAGCUUAGUACAAAUGGCGCACAUCAAAACUCACGAAUCUAUAGUACAAAUUACAAGGAGGAUAGCUGCGACUACGACGAGGUCGAGACGUCCAAGUGGCUAAGUAGAUUGCAUAGUACAAACGAUGAGGAUAGCAUAACCGAGCACGAGGAGGAGGAAGACGAGACUCUGUCGAAACUUUGCAAGGAUUCUUCGACUGUUGGCAAGAAGACUCGAAACCACCUCGGUAAAGACAAUGCGAUACCAGAUGAAGAUGAAACGGUGGACAAGGCUGUACCAACUGCUAUCGAACAAGAAAGAUUUCGACGAUCGUUGGAGAAUGCAGCCUCGAUGGUGUUUCACAGUAGAACCGGCUUACCACUGACAUCCAGCCCGGCUCCGUUGAGAAGAGGCAGCUGUUGUUUCGAUUACGAUAGCAGUCUUAAUUCUGUCUCCUCGAAAAGGAGUGCUCUGUUCGAACUAAACACACCACCAAGUCCGGGUGCAGUGUCUCUGGAAGAAACCGACAGAGAAGCCGAGAAUGCUGGCGAAGGGGAGGAGACACCGAAAAGACGAUCGACCUCGCGCAGUAGGCCGCAGAGUCAUGCUCUUUUAGGCAGCUUCGAGGAAUCAGCUUUGAAUGGUAGACUGGAACCUGUGUCCACCGUUCAUGGUUUCACGGCGGAACUAGGUGCCAGUGGUUCAUUCUGUCCAAAACAUCGAAAGCUUCCAGUCACUGUGUUCUUCUAUACGCUCGGUGACAAUGAUAAAGUUUCUACGCCCUAUCUCGCACAUAUUAAUUUGGGCAAAAAGGGCUACCAAGUACCAAGAAGCGGUACUAUUCAAGUAACGCUUCUCAAUCCUUUGGGUACAGUCGUUAAGAUGUUCGUAGUACUAUACGAUCUUUCUGAUAUGCCACCACGAUCUCAUACUUUUUUACGUCAGAGAACACUUCGGGACAAAACACUACGCUACCUCGUACAUCUUAGAUUUAUGUCCGGUAAGUCUGGCCGGAUUUAUUUGCAUACGGACAUUCGUAUGAUCAUCUGUCGCAAGUCAGACGUUGACACGGCGUCAGAUUUCGGGUCAGAGCCACCGAAGGAACUACGAAGCUACAUCCACGGCCCUACGAACCCGAAAUUUUCGCCAAGGUGCUGAGCCACGUGGCUCUUUCCAUGGGGUUGCUGUCAGUCACUCCGCUCGCCUAGUCCCCUUCGCGCAGAGGUUUAACAAGGAUCAAUUUGUUUUUUUUUCUUUGCCUGAGAUUUCCCUCAGCCACGCCGACUUACACGUAAAAAAGAAGAUUCAUAGAUCUUUGACAGAGAAACCUUUUCACCAUUACAAAAAUACAAAUCGUGAAGGAGGAAUUCGAUGGGAAACCUUUGUGGAAAUGGUCUUUUCGAGAGGAGGAAAGAUUGUAAAAAAAAGAUGUAUGGCUAGGUUGAGAAAGAUUUUUCUAGUGCAGUAUACUACAAAGAUUUUCCUUCAAAUUCUCACGUUACCUUCUCGUCUCAAAAUCCUAUCCAACUAAAAAUCCAUGAUCUCGUUUGAAAUUUCUGUGCAACAACGGAACUAAAAUCAAAGGAACCUUCACGAGCUGAUAAACCCUUUUCCUCUUUCCUUUGCGUGAGAAAAAGAAAGGAAUGAAAUUGCAAUCAAACUUGCAAACUUGACUCUAUACUCAACAAUUUGAGACUUUUUAUUUCUCCCUUCUCUCGAUACCUCAGAAAACCUUUCUUUAUACCUUCUUUAUACUCUUUCUUUCGUCUGAAAAGCAUGAAUUCAAAAUAUGAAUACAUUGGAUCAUUAAUGUACGCUUCUCCCUCUUUCGUUCCCUCCCUUUCUUGUUCCAGUUUCGUUUAAACGAUAACGAGAGCCUUGAUAUUUUGCAUAUUCUACGGUUGUGUUAAUUGUUUUUUUUUUCUUCUUCUUCUUCUCUU